Molecule: messenger RNA, 2591 nt
Organism: Rana temporaria (common frog)
Lineage: Eukaryota; Metazoa; Chordata; Amphibia; Anura; Ranidae
Product: gastrula zinc finger protein XlCGF26.1-like
Exons: 5
Coding region: 121-1608 (495 amino acids)
Biological process (GO): regulation of transcription by RNA polymerase II
Molecular function (GO): DNA-binding transcription factor activity; RNA polymerase II cis-regulatory region sequence-specific DNA binding
Source: RefSeq, a predicted model, not a curated record
GGGAACCCACCAGAGAGAUGUACCCAGGACCCCCCUCACCAGGAUCAGAAAGGAAAUUUCGAGGAUUUUAAUAUCAUUAUCAAAGAAGAGUUUAAAGAGGAGGACGAUGAGUAUGGCGUGAUGGAGUUUUCCGAAGGACACGCAGAUCUCUAUAAGGAUGUUAGGAAGGAGCCAACGAAGAGACGUCUUUGUUCUCGGGAUUCCACACAGGAAGGUCACACCAUCCCCCACCAUCAUCAGGGUGAAGAUCUGAUGAUCAUAAAGACUGAGUGUGACGUAGAAGAGACGUAUGUGAGGGAUGAUCAGCAAUAUACGGAGGAGGCUGGAAUGACGAGGACAUUCAUAGAGGAGGACACUCCUACAGAGAUCAGCACAGAUUGUAAAAUUGAAGAUAAGGAAACCACAGGAGAUUUUGGUGGACUUCACAACGUGGAUGGACAAUGGGAUCCUUCUGACUCCGAGGAGUUUCAUCCCGUGAGGGUUGGCGACGAUAUUCAGGAGGAGACGCCAUUUUCCUACCCUGAAUGUGCGGAAAGUUUUACCUUUGAACCAGGUCUCUACGCAAAUCCGAGUUCUCAAGCGCCGGAGAAGCCGCAUGCCUGCCCCGAAUGCGGGAAAUGUUUUACCACAAGAUCGCUAGUGGUCAGGCAUCAAAAAACUCACACCGGGGAGAAGCCGUUUUCCUGCUCUCAGUGUGGAAAAUGUUAUUCACAAUCAUCAAAACUUAUCAGACAUCGCAGAUCCCACACGGGGGAGAAGCCAUUUUCCUGCCCUGAGUGCGGGAAAUGUUUUAUUACGAAAUCAGAACUUGGCACACAUCAAAGAUCCCACACGGGGGAGAAGCCGUUUUCCUGCCUUGAGUGCGGAAAAUGUUUUGCACAAAAAUCAAAACUUUCCAGGCAUCAAAGAUGUCACUCGGGUGAAAAGCCAUUUUCCUGCCUUGAGUGCGGGAAAUGUUACGCAAUGAGAUAUGACCUAGUCGUACAUCUGAGAUCUCACUCGGAGGUGAGGCAGUAUUCCUGCUCCGAGUGCGGGAAAUGUUUUAAAGAGAAGGCCCACCUCUACACUCAUCAGAAAAUUCACACGGGGGAGAAGCCGUUUUCCUGCCCUGAGUGCGGGAAACGCUUUACAGAGCUAUAUCAGCUUAAAAGUCAUAAGAAAACUCACACGGGAGAGAAGCCUUAUUCCUGUUCUGAGUGCAGAAAAGGUUUUUCACAGAAGGCCCAUCUUUUCAGACAUCUGAGCAUGCACACGGGGGAGAAGCCGUUCCCCUGCUCUGAGUGCGGGAAGUGUUUCGUCAGCAAAUCGCACCUUGAUAGGCACCAAAGGAUUCACACGGGGGAGAGGCCAUAUUCGUGUCCCGAGUGCGGGAAAAGUUAUGCACAGAAGUGCCAUCUUACCAAACACCAGAAAGACCAUUUGAGUGAGAAGCCAUAUUCUUGCUCUGAGUGCGGGAAAAGUUUUUCACAUAAGUUGCUACUAGACAGACAUUACCGAACCCACUUGGGCGAGAAGCCGUAUUCCUGUCCCGACUGCGGCAAAUGCUUUCCCUUUAAGUCUUAUGUUCUCAGACAUCAGAAGAGCCACAGAACCGUUCAGGUGCGUUAGUGCCCACGUGAUCUCCUCUAAUCUCCGUACUGUGAGAAAAACUGUAUUAGGAAGUUCACUAAGCGCACCAGAGUUCACAAAGUUCUGUCUGGCUUUCUCCUCUAAAAGAGUGAAGGUGGGGCAGGCAGUGGCGGCUGGUGUUUGCUCCUUGGGGGGGGCGCCAAACAAUCCUCCCAUAGCCACCCCUCCCUCAGGUCGGCCGGGUCACGGAGCCUCCCGCUCCUCCCCGGGUCGGUCAGUCAGUCAGUAGCCGGGGGCCCCACACUUACCCCCAUCUCGCGGGCGGUGGCUUCCUCGCUUCCCCUGCGUCUUGUCCCUCCUCCUGGCGGCCAAUCCGAUCGGAUCUCCGAUCGGGCCAAUCGGGUGACGGUCCGGUCUCAGGUGCAUAGUUCCAAAAAUAUCCAUUGCAUCAAAUCAAUGAGAAUGAAAGUGGUUUCUGCAAUAUACAUAAAAGAAACCAGAGGGCGCCCAUUAAGUGCAGCGUAUAGGAAAAUAUAUUAUUGAAAAAAAUAAAAGCUACAAAGUCUAAAGGUCCAAAAAUGUCUGUGGCAGCUCCUCAAUGAGACUGAAGUGGUUUAUAAAAUAAACUACAUGGCGCCAUAUAAGUGCAGUGUAUAGGAAAAUACUUUUUCUUAAAUAAAAGGUCCAAAAAUAUGAGACUGAAGUGAUCUCUGCAAUAUAUAAAAGAAACCAGAGGGCGCCCAUUAAGUGCAGCGUAUAGGAAAAGACUUAAAAAUAACAAGUGGCAACUCACAAGGUGCGUAAGGAUGAGAGCGUGUCAUCCACCAAGUGCGGUUAGCUAUUGAGCCUCGGUGUGUUGUCGGGAGCGGAGUUGGACACCAGACACGAAACCGGCAACCCUGGAGACAGCUUGGUGGGCAAUGGACUGCACAAGACCAGACGUGACGUCACACCUAGGAGGGACGAAACGUGGGGGCGCGGCUACAUGUCUCCUUUUUUUCCAAGCAGUUACGAUCGGAAAC